CGCCCUCGCGCCACUUCAUUGGCUGCACUCCUCGCCUUCGUAUUCCUACCCACCUAUGAACAGGCGCCUUCCACCUGCCGGCCGCAGUGAUUGGCUGACACCCCCAGCCAACCAAUACGUCAGCGGUGGCCCCGCCCGUCAGCGCCCACCAGAUAUGCAGGCAGCUUGGGAGGGGGGGCGCAAGGGAUGCUGGGAGCUGGCGCAGAGGGUUUUGGGGGCAGUGUUGCUACCCAGGCCUGUGAAGGGCAAAGCCCUGCAGGAAGUGUGUGCUGGCCCGGUCCCGCCCCUCCACUUCCUGUCCUAAACCCGCUGGUGGCCAAGCUGCAGCGUGCCCAAGGGCCCCACCGGGGUGCCACGAGGCCCAGAACCCGGCUCCCCCCAGCCCCGAGGCGCCGGGCUGGGAUGGCGGGGAUCGGACCCAGGCCCGCAUGGCUGUGGCCGAUCUGUGGGCCUGAGAGCGGAUGUGCAGAGAAACCCCCGGGCUGCAGGGGAGGGACUGGGCCGGGGGCCAAGCGUGGCCCAGCGGCCGGAGCGGCUCUGUGACCUGGGGGCCGGGCUGUGGGGCGCAAGCAGUUUUAAUGCCCGCCCCGGCUCUAGGGCAUCCUUCACCUGCAGGCUCGGGACGGAGGACACCAGCGCCAUCGCUGUCCCCUGGUACCCAUAGGGGAAACUGAGGCUCAGGGAGGCAGAGUGAUGUGGCCAAAGCCACCCCGGAGGCUGGUGGCAGGGCCGCGGGGCUCCUCGGUGCGUGGCUGCGGGUCUGAGACUGCGGCGGCACCGCACUCUGGGCAGCGGUGGGGACUGAGCGGGCAGAGCCCUGGGUGCAAGGGCCCUGCUGGGGCGAGAGCUCGGUGCCGGGGAACCCGCCGGGGCCAGAGCAAUGGCUGGGCCCAGGGGUUGAGGCUGCCACUGCCAGUGCUGUCUCCCGGGAUCCUGCGACAGGACCGAGACAACGCCCCCUUUAUGCCACCGCGCCCGGCACCUCCUCCCCGCCCAUGCUGCCUGCUGCGGGGGGGCAGCGUGACACAGCAGCCGGCGCACACAGGGCCCCGUUGUGUCCCAGGGCCUCGCCAGCGUGGGGGCGAUCAGGUUCCUUUCCCAGUGGCCUGGAAUGCGGUGCCUGAGCCAGGGGCUGGGGAGGGGCGGGGGCUCCGGCUGCCUCUGUCGCCUGCUGCUGCGGGAGCCGAGGGGUGACUCAUGCUGCGCUGUCCCUUUAUAUAACCCCCCCUGCAAUGCAUGGAGCAUCCCCCCCAACGUGGGUACCCGUUUGCUCCCAGCCCCUGUGCCUGGUGCCCAUCCGCGUGGCCCUGGGCAAGUCACCGACCUCCCAGGGACAUGCCCAGUGGUGGGGCUCCCAGGGACAGGCCCAAGCCCCCAGACCCCACUUUGGGGCAGGACGUGCUUCCAACCCCCGCCCUGCUCUGCUCCAAGUCUCCAGCAAGUGGAGGUUGGUCAGUGCCAGCAGCAAGGGGGGCCAGAGACGGGCAGGACAAAGGGGCCAUUGAGGCCGUGGCAGGUGCAGGGGGAGGCCCUGCACUGCAUUGGCCAUGCUGUACCCAGGUGAAGCCCCCUCCGCGCCCGUGAUGAUAUAAGACGCCCAUGCCCGCCGCAGCCUGGGGAGCUGGGGCAUCGGCGGCUGCGCAGGGAUGGCUGCCGAGGACAAGAGCCUGGACGCAUGGCCCCUGGGGCUGGGGCUCAAGAGCCCCCCGUAUACUCUGCCCUUGGGCCUGGAGGCGCCCGCACCCUCCAGCCGCAAGCUGGCGAUCCUGACAGCGGGAGCCGUCUUGGCCCUGGCCAUCAGCCUUGUGGGCGUCCUUGUGGGCACCUACCUGGGCCGAGCUGCCUGCAGCCAGGGAGUCGCUGACGGCUCCCUGCCAGCCCAGGUGCACGUGCAGAACGAGGCGGCGCUGCUGCUGGCACUGAGCGAGCUGGGGGAGCGGGGCGCCGCGCCUGGCAUCACCUGUGACCUGAGGAACCACCUGAUGCUGUACCAUGGGCAGCCUGAGGGCUGCGUGGGCCAGAAGAUGGACCCCUUGGAGCAGCUGCCACCCUGCCGGGAACUGGAGAGCUACUUCCAGACUGUGCUGAGCAAUGCCACACUGGGACUAGGACUGGAGAUGGGCAUGGACGUGCAGAGUGUGGGCGCAGGGGCCCUGGGCAGCCUGGCUGUGCUGCUCUGCAGCAACAAGCCCACGUACCUGGUGGCAGCCAGCCCACCAUCUCCCCGGUACCAUGGGCACUCGGUGGCCUAGCGUGUGCAGGGAGGGGACCAGGCCGUGGCUGCCUGGAGUUGCUGGAUCCAUUCCAGCCACAUCCACAAGUACUGACCCUGCGCAUCUUUGCAAGGGCCUGGCCCUAACUGUGGGGGCCGAGGCCGCACAAGGUUUUGCAUCGUUUCUUUGCAGUGUAAUCCUAGCAAUAAACGUAGAUCUGCACCUGA
Alligator mississippiensis (American alligator) is the source of this 2440-nucleotide messenger RNA. RefSeq lists its product as uncharacterized. Lineage: Eukaryota; Metazoa; Chordata; Crocodylia; Alligatoridae. The transcript has 6 exons. The coding region runs from base 1647 to 2252 and encodes 201 amino acids. The record is from RefSeq and is a predicted model, not a curated record.